AUGCCUUGUUAUAACUCUGCUUCCAAGAACACUUUCCCAGUCGCCGAAGCUUGGGCACGUCUAGACCACAAACUAAAUCUGAUGUACUCCAAACGAGCAUUUGUACACUGGUAUGUGGGAGAAGCCUGCAGCGGCAGAGCUGAGGAGAGAUCGAGCGCUUACGUCUGGUCGUUACGUAUUUGCAUGCUCUCAAGAUUCGUCAUAAAGUUUUUGUACGAUUCUAUUCAACAAGUGCCGUUUCAUCGCCCUAUACCGCACUUGAGGCUUAGUCUAGCUGCUCACUGGGUGGAUACUGUUGUUGAGCGUAACAAGAAAAGUUUUCAUCGCCCUAUACCGCACUUGAGGCUUAGUCUAGCUGCUCACUGGGUGGAUACUGUGGUUGGACACUUAACAAGAAAGAGUGUUUGUCUCGUUCUUGAAGUAGAUAGGUAA
Messenger RNA from Ostertagia ostertagi, 432 nucleotides. The record is from the annotation of a GenBank genome assembly. Lineage: Eukaryota; Metazoa; Nematoda; Chromadorea; Rhabditida; Trichostrongylidae.